This is a messenger RNA of Charadrius vociferus (killdeer), 396 nucleotides long. Its product is annotated as trefoil factor 2-like. The transcript has 4 exons. Gene Ontology annotation, biological process: maintenance of gastrointestinal epithelium. The record is from RefSeq and is a predicted model, not a curated record. The coding region runs from base 1 to 396 and encodes 131 amino acids. NCBI's taxonomy places the organism in Eukaryota, Metazoa, Chordata, Aves, Charadriiformes, Charadriidae.
AUGGAUCUCAAAGUGAUCUGUGCACUCUCCAUCAUCCUCGUCGUAGCCCUCAGCACCUUGGCAGACGGAAAGACACCACCAACAAGAUGUCAGUGUAAACUGGCCCCCAGGGAGCGGAGGAACUGCGGUUACCCAGGAAUCUCAGCAGUGGACUGCAGGAAAGCUGGGUGCUGCUUCAACGCUUCAGUCCCCGGCGUUCCCUGGUGCUUUGCUCCUAAACCGAAGAGAGUUAGGAAAGUAUGCCCCAAUGACUCUUACGCCAGGAUAAACUGCGGCUUCCCCGGCAUCACGGCUAAGGACUGCGAAAGGAAGGGGUGUUGCUUCAGGCCACAUCCCGCUGGUGUCCCCUGGUGCUUCUACCACCGCGUGGUGGAGGAAGGAAAUGCAGGAUCUUAG